Molecule: messenger RNA, 3891 nt
Organism: Engraulis encrasicolus (European anchovy)
Lineage: Eukaryota; Metazoa; Chordata; Actinopteri; Clupeiformes; Engraulidae
Gene: crsp7
Product: cofactor required for Sp1 transcriptional activation, subunit 7
Exons: 3
Coding region: 209-2239 (676 amino acids)
Biological process (GO): regulation of transcription by RNA polymerase II; positive regulation of gene expression
Cellular component (GO): mediator complex; nucleus; core mediator complex
Molecular function (GO): transcription coregulator activity
Source: RefSeq, a predicted model, not a curated record
CAGCCUGCGCGUGAAAAUAUGACGUAUACACGUUCCCAUAAUGCUUCGAGGAAACAGUUCUGAUCCAGUUUAUUCCAUGAAAUCAGACUGGUGGUGAGCCAUAAGAGGCAGUGAGAUCACGUUGAAUUUCGACUUUUGUUGCUCUGUGCGUUUACAAACCCACAAUCGAACAGUGACACCAGAAACAUGUGGUUCAGGUUCAAUUUUCAUGUUCCGAAAGGAGUGUGACUUUCAUCAAGCCUUUCACCCUUCAAUUCGGAGGAUUCCUCCCCGUCCGUCGAUUCGUGUCGACCAGGCAAUGACAGCGGCCCCAGCAACCCCGCAGCAGAUGAGAGACCGGCUGCUGCAGGCCAUCGAUAGCCAGAGCAAUAUCUGCAAUAUGGUGGCAGUACUGGAAGUAAUCACACAUUUGGAGAAAUUCCCCAUCACCAAAGAAGAACUUGAGGAAACUCGCCUAGGAAAACUGAUUAAUGAUGUAAGAAAGAAAUCAAAAGAUGAAGAUUUAGCGAAACGGGCCAAGAAGCUCUUGCGCACCUGGCAGAAGCUUAUUGAACCAGGCCAGAAUGACACACCGACCAGGUCAGGACCUGGAACACCGGGAUCAGCCAAUGGUGGAGCCCAUCCUUACAAACCCGACAUCUCGCCGGUAGCCGCACCGCCACCGGGCAAGGUCGGCCCCGAGCUCAAAAGUCGAAAUGACGUCCACAACACGUACUCCCCCAAAGCAGAGAAGUCGAGCAGCCGCAAACGAAGGGAAGUCCACAGGGGUGGCCUCACCCCUCCCUCUAAAGUGUCCAAAACCUCUGCUUUCGAGCAGAUGUCUUCCCCGCCCUCUAAAGUGUCCAAAACCUCUGCUUUCGAGCAGAUGUCUUCCCCGCCCUCUAAAGUGUCCAAAACCUCUGCUUUCGAGCAGAUGUCUUCCUUCACGCCUCCAUUAACCAACGGCAUCGGGGGCAGCCCGGAGACCCUGUCAGAUAGGGACUCCCUCCAGCCCUCCGACAGAAACCGCACUGAGCACCUUGACAAUGACAGACACAGUAAAAUCCCCGUCAAUGCCGUCAGGCCUCACUCUAGCUCUCCGGGGCUAACAAAACUACCUAGCACUUCGUCCCUGAUCAAAGCUGCUGUCCUGCAGCAGCACGCUCGAAUGGAAAGCGGUGGCGGUGGAGGACCGCACCAGCCCAGAAGCCCUCGCGUGUCCUCCCACAGUCCCAGAAGCCCUCGCGUGUCCUCCCACAGUCCCCGUAGCGCAACCCAAGAGAUGCUCUCCAGAAGGUCUUCAACGUACGCACCCAAGGAGAGCCUCUCCAGCCCGUCGCCUAGUUCAGUCCAAGUGCCCUCUCCGUCGCCUGUCCUCCUGCAGUCGUCACAGUCUCCUGAAAGGGAGUGCUUCGCUGAGAAACGCUCUCCUCUGCGACACGAACCCUCGCCGCACUUGCACGGCUCCCCGGAGCCUGGUUCCCACCCCCAACACAGCACUGUAACGCGGGAGCCGGACCCUGCCUCCCAGCAGCACGCCACGCACGUUCACAAAGUGGAAGCCUCUGUCGCUCACAGACAUGCGGCAGGCGAGGGUGAAAGCGUGACCUCAGGUAAAGAGGGCAAACGUUUGAAAAAGUACAGGUCUAGAGACUAUGUGGUUAACCUACAAGGACAGCAACCUUUAGAGGACAGGACAAAGCCUGUGCGCUUAAAAGAGCGGAGGCUAACAUUUGAUCCGGUGACGGGUCAGAUCAAACCCCUCUCCCCUAAAGAGUCCCACCCGGAGGAGGAGACCCCAGUGCCGCCACCUCCUGCCCCUGAACCCCCUCAGCAAAAAAACCCCGCCGCCCCAGCAGCACCCAACCCCUUCCAACAGACAAACUGGAAAGAGCUGUCCAGGAACGAAAUAAUCCAAUCGUACCUUAACAUCCAGAGCAAUGUGCUCACCUCCUCCGGUGCACAGACCCACGGAGCGCACUUUUUCAUGUCGGAAUAUUUAAAACGAGAGGAGCCCGACACAAAGGAGACGCGAAAUACUCACGUACUGGUGCCCAGCACCCCCCAAACAGACCGACCUGGUGUGACUAGAGAGGUGUCUGAGGACGACCUCCAUAGAAUACACACAAGUCAUUGGCCAGGGGUUAAUGGCUGUUAUGACACCAAGGGCGCCUGGUUUGACUGGACAGAGCCCAUAGCCCUAGACCCACAUGGAGAUGAGGGUCAACUGCUCAUCUUGCCAUAUGUCAGCCUGGACUGAAAGGACUGGGCGUCUUUUUUGUUUGUUUGUUUUUCAUUGAGAAAAAAAAGUGACAAGUCAUUGUUUGUAAACCUACUGUGAUCUGGAAAUGCCACAAGCACCACUGGCCCACUACUCCAUGCCUCUUGUGUUUCUGUGAAUCAGAAUAGGUGGAUUAUGAGGAGGGUCCUUGGCAGUUGGCUUUUUGUUGUUUUGUUUUUGUUUUUUCUUUUGUUUUUUCUUUCCUGCAAAGGCGCUCCGUCGCAGUGCUGCUAGAUGUGGAGGCAAGUGGUUGUGAGGAAAUGCAGUGUGGGUUCAGGUGGCCAGUCAGUGCAAGGGGGCCCUGUAAUGCCAGUCAAGGGUUAUGACAAGCACAGUGAAGACUGAACAUGUCCAGCAAGUCUGAGGGAUUAACAUUUUUGUUCGGAAGUUACAAGAAGCUUUAUGUGAUACAAAAAUACGUAAAUUAUAAUUUUUAUCAUGUAUGCAUCUAUUUAUUUGACCUUAAUAAUUAAAGAUUAAUAAUAAGACUUUAGUAGCUGUGUGCAGCUCUCCAUUCAGAUGUCAUUCUUGGCCUUGGUUGAAUUGUUUUACCACAUACAGGUUGUGUGUGUCCAUUGAAAUGAACACACCAACUUAUGACGACAUUCCAUAGGCUUCCCCUUUGACACAGAUCUUUCAGGACAGUAACUUAAGUUUUGAUUAAACUGUGCCCCAGUAAAGCCAUGCUUUCGAGCUUUGAUUUUCUUCCCCCAAAAAAUAACAGGAUGCUCCUGUUUUGCGGUUUAGUAUGGGCUUAUGCCCCGAGGAAAAAAUGGACGGGAUUGGGGGGGAACAGGGUGCUACUGCAUUUCAUCCAUUAACCAGGAAUAGCAGGAGAAUUGACAAUAUGCUGGAACUCUUCAUAUUAUCAUUCCUUCAUAUAUUGUUUGCCUUAUGUGAAAUCAUGCUUCAAGGAGCUUCACUGAAUGUAUGAUGGUCAGACGGGCUGUCUUUUAAGUUGGUACUGAAGGGAACAUUUUUUUUUGGUCAUUCAAAAAAAAUACCGUAUGUGUUUUGAAGUACAAACAGCUUGCAGUUCUGAGUUUCUGUACAUAUGUUUUAAUCUGUUCACUUGUUAAUAUUUGUCACCAUCUCCUCCACUAUUCUUGAUCUGGAUGUUCAUUUCAGUUUCCGGAAUUAUCAUUGAUGAUUGAGCCAUGGUUUGUGAACUUAAGCCACCACUAAAAGAAAGCUGUCUAAAAUAAGAAUUAUGGACAUGGCGGCUGUUCAAAUAUUAUCCUCCACCCCCCGUAUCCUUGUAUUUCAUUUUUUUUAAUGCCAUUUUUUUGGGAAGACAGAAUCAUGCUUACAUUGUAUCUGCUGCCGAAUUGCAAACACUGUGGUCCGCUACCUUCCUCCCUACCAAUGUGCCUUUUGAUGAAGAUAAAUUUCAGCUUAGUUCCUUUCAGUGUACUUUAUUUAAGUAAAUACCCCCUUAACCCCCAGUGGUCCAUGUUAAGGCUGUCAUUGAACUGGUCAUUGUUUUGUAGUUCAAGUAUAUGGAGAAGUACAGUUUGCAAUAAAAACAAGCCGGUAGAUUUGUUUUUCAGCUGAUCGUUGAGGAUCAGGGAUUUCUUUAAGUGUUUAACAUCACUCAUCUGUUUGAAAAUAAAGAAGAAAUCAAAAACCUU